Messenger RNA from Nymphalis io (European peacock), 1902 nucleotides. RefSeq names its product spondin-1-like. The transcript is spliced from 11 exons. Gene Ontology annotation, biological process: cell adhesion. Bases 328 to 1836 code for a protein of 502 amino acids. Gene Ontology annotation, cellular component: extracellular matrix. NCBI's taxonomy places the organism in Eukaryota, Metazoa, Arthropoda, Insecta, Lepidoptera, Nymphalidae. The record is from RefSeq and is a predicted model, not a curated record.
CUCGUAAUGAUAUAUUGUUUGUGAUGUGUUGAAAUUAUAUAUUCGUUAGGAGAUAACAGAAAUAAAUUUUAUAAUAAAGUGGUUUGCAUUUUUUAACAUUUAAAACGAAUAUACAAUUACGUAAAUUAGAAUCUUUACUACGUUUUUAGUCGAGAGGUGUUUGGUUUUCGUUGUGAUAGAAAACCGUAUGGGUCAACCACACAAUCUUCACCUCCUGAUGGCCGUUUUAAAUUAGUAGUAGAGGGUAUCGAAGACGCAUACAUACCAAAUCAACUUUACACGGUAAAAAUAACCGAAACGGAUGACGAAUCUAGAUUUAUUGGCUUCAUGAUAUCAGCGGAAGGAGAUAUAAAGCCAGAUCCUAACAACCCAAGAAGGAUGGUAGCUCUAUACCCAGGGGACCUGAGACCUCAGAGUACUUUCACGGCAAAAUUCAGUGAUCGUUGCUUAUAUUCUGUGGAACAUACUAUGGCUUCCCCAAAAUCUUUUGUUGAGGUAUAUUGGCAAGCUCCACCAUCUGGUAAUGGCUGUGUGACACUACGGGCGAUGGUGGUUGAACAUGAAGACGUAUGGUUCGAAGAUGGUUCACCGUUAUCUCAGAGACUGUGUGAAGAUUUGCGUCAACCAGAUGACGUUACCCCGCAGCUAAAUUAUGAUUGCGACAUAUGUGAUGAUGCAAAAUAUGAGGUAACUUUCAUUGGUAUGUGGUCACGACACACACAUCCGCGAUUGUAUCCAGAGAAUGACUGGGUACCUCGAUAUAGUGACUUGGUGGGAGCUUCACAUGCUACUGAUUACAUAAUAUGGGCUCCUGGAACUUUGGCCACUGACGGCUUAAGAGAUUUUGCUGAACAUGCUAAUGGUAGUAAAUUAGAAGGUGAAAUCAGAGAAAAGAUUGGCAAUGGCGUUCGAACUCUCAUCAAAGGCAAAGGUCAUGGUUAUCGUAAAAUGUCUAAUCCAACCUAUGCUUUUUUUCGAACUGAUAAGACAAACCAUAUUUUCACGGUUGCUGUUGCAAUCCAUCCGUCUCCAGAUUGGUUUCUAGGAGUCACAAGAUUUGAACUCUGCCAAGAAGAUAAAACUUGGUUACAAGAAAGGGAACUAAAUUUAUAUCCAUGGGACGCUGGUACAGACAGCGGAAUUUCUUACGAAUCCCCAAAGAUGGAAACGCUUCCACAAGAUGCUGUGGGAAGAGUCCAAAUGAGUUCCUAUGACAAAAAUUCACCAUUCUUUGAAACUGAUAUGAAAGAUCUUCAUCCUUUUGGUAAACUUCGUAUAAAAUUGAUUAGAACAUAUCAUAGGGAGUGCGAAGAGGAGGAAACGACUAAGGAACCGGAAGCUUCAACUGUAGAAUCUAUAACUACAGAAGAAGGAGAGGAAACUGGUGAAAGUGAAGAUAAACAAGGCGAGCCUGACAAUCCAUCCAGGUACCAAAACACAGAUCUAGCUAGCAGCCGUCGGGGCGAAGCCCCUAUAGUAACAGACCCUGAGUCGUCAGAAGAGUGCCCGAUGUCACAAUGGCAAGAAUGGAGUCCUUGUGAUGGUGUUUGUGAUAAUGGUAAAGUAGUGGGAUAUAAAUGGCGAGAACGGUACCAUCUUGUAGACGGUGUCGCGGUUGAGAAAUACGAUCCAAAUAUGGAUCCGUCUACUAUUAAAGAAGUAUCACGAGUUUGCAAGAACCAUUACGAUGACUUUGAGAGAACCGAGUGUGAGGACGAUUGCUUUGAAACUGAGGAUGACAAUGACUUAACUGUCGAAAGAAGAGUUAUGUCGCCAGUCGCCCCAGGAUUUGGGUGGAAAUCCAAAAGAUACCUACUGAAACGAAUAUCUCUGUAGACUGUAGUGAUCCUACAGUUUGUGGUAUAUAAUAUGACAUGUAACGAAAUAUGAACAAAAAAAUAA